Messenger RNA from Caenorhabditis remanei, 741 nucleotides. RefSeq lists its product as uncharacterized. NCBI's taxonomy places the organism in Eukaryota, Metazoa, Nematoda, Chromadorea, Rhabditida, Rhabditidae. Bases 1 to 741 code for a protein of 246 amino acids. The record is from RefSeq and is a predicted model, not a curated record. The transcript is spliced from 5 exons.
AUGCUGCUCCGAUUGCUCGCCGUGCUCGGACUUGUAGUCGCCAGUGCUUCCGCCGGACCGACUAGAUCCUCCAAACUCAUCUUCCUCAAUGAAGAAAACUGGGAAGACCUUUUGAAAGGAGAGUGGAUGAUCGAAUUCCACGCUCCAUGGUGCCCAGCUUGCAAGGAUCUUCAAAAGGCAUGGAACGCAUUCGCCGACUGGUCUGACGAUCUUGGAAUCAAAGUAGGAGAAGUUGAUGUCACUGUCAACCCAGGACUCUCCGGAAGAUUCCUCGUCACUGCUCUUCCAACAAUUUAUCACGUCAAGGAUGGAGUCUUCCGUCAGUAUUCUGGAACCCGUGAUAAGAGCGACUUCAUCUCAUUCGUUGAGGAUAAGAAAUACCGUGUGAUCGAUCCAGUUCCAGACUACAAGCACCCUAACUCCAAGCAAAUGGCUGUCGUCGCCGUCUUCUUCAAGCUCUCGAUGGCUGUCCGUGACUUGCACAACCAUCUUGUCGAGGAUAAGGGAAUUCCAUCAUGGGCCAGCUACGGUCUCUUCGCUGGAGUCACUCUCGCACUUGGAUGUGUUCUUGGAUUCUUCAUCGUCAUUAUCAUUGAUCAAGUCUUCCCAACUGGACCAAGAAAGUCACAACAAGCAAAGAAGACUGAGAAGAAGGACACCAAGAAGGAUUCUGGAACUGAAUCUCCAACAAAGAAAAAUGGAAAUAAUAACAACACCAAAGAAACUAAGAAAACCAAGUAA